UUGCCCGUCUGUACGAUGGGCCUUGAGGCAACCAGUUUUGGGGCUAACUCACAUAGAAGGCGCUCUGGGAGUGCCAAUGGGACCCGAAUCCUAUCCUGCAGCAUGAGUUUCUUGGUCAUCAUGGAGGACUCCAACAUAGAUACCAGCGCCACCACCUCUGAGACAGUGGCUGAAGAAGUGUCUCUUUUCAGCAUGACGGACAUGAUUCUGUUUUCACUCAUUGUGGGUCUCCUAACCUACUGGUUCCUCUUCAGAAAGAAAAAAGAUGAAAUCCCUGAGUUUACCAAAAUUCAGCCAACGGCCUCCUCUGUCAAGGACAGCAGCUUCGUGGAAAAGAUGAAGAAGACGGGCAGGAACAUCAUCGUGUUCUACGGCUCCCAGACGGGGACCGCCGAGGAAUUUGCCAACCGCUUGUCCAAGGACGCCCACCGCUACGGGAUGCGGGGCAUGUCAGCAGACCCUGAGGAGUACGACUUGGCCGACCUGGGCAGCCUGUCAGAGAUAGAGAACUCCUUGGCAGUGUUCUGCAUGGCCACCUACGGCGAGGGGGACCCCACUGACAAUGCCCAGGACUUCUACGACUGGCUCCAGGAGACGGACGUGGACCUAUCUGGAGUCAAGUAUGCGGUGUUUGGCCUUGGGAACAAGACCUAUGAGCACUUCAAUGCCAUGGGCAAGUACGUGGACAAGCGUCUGGAGCAGCUUGGUGCCCAGCGGAUCUUUGAUCUGGGGAUGGGCGACGAUGAUGGCAACCUGGAGGAGGAUUUUAUCACGUGGAGAGAGCAAUUCUGGCCGGCUGUGUGUGAGCACUUUGGAGUGGAAGCCACUGGAGAGGAAUCCAGAUCCCUGAACAACCUUGAUGAGGAGUCCAACAAGAAGCACCCAUUCCCCUGCCCCACCUCCUACCGCACGGCCCUCACCUACUACCUGGACAUCACCAACCCGCCACGCACCAACGUGCUCUAUGAGCUGGCCCAAUUCGCCUCGGAGCCCUCAGAGCAGGAACAGCUGCGCAAGAUGGCCUCCUCCUCUGGCGAGGGCAAGGAGGUGUACCUGAGCCAGGUGGUAGAAGCUCGGAGGCACAUCCUGGCCAUCCUGCAGGACUACCCGUCCCUGCGGCCCCCCAUCGACCACCUGUGUGAGCUGCUGCCUAGGCUGCAGGCCCGUUACUACUCCAUUGCUUCGUCUUCCAAGGUCCACCCCAACUCUGUGCACAUCUGUGCUGUGGCUGUGGAGUAUGAAACCAAGUCUGGCCGCAUCAACAAGGGUGUGGCCACCAGCUGGCUGCGGGCUAAGGAGCCCGCGGGGGAGAAUGGCCGCCGGGCUCUGGUGCCCAUGUAUGUGCGAAAGUCCCAGUUCCGCCUGCCCUUCAAGGCCACCACACCGGUCAUCAUGGUGGGCCCUGGCACUGGGGUCGCCCCCUUCAUUGGCUUCAUCCAGGAGCGGGCCUGGCUGCAGCAGCAGGGCAAGGAGGUGGGGGAGACGCUGCUGUACUAUGGCUGCCGCCGCUCUGACGAGGACUACCUGUACCGGGAGGAGCUGGCCCAGUUCCACAAGGAGGGCGCCCUCACCCAGCUCAACGUGGCCUUCUCCCGAGAGCAGCCCCAGAAGGUCUACGUCCAGCACUUACUGAAACGGGACAAGGAGCACCUGUGGAAGCUGAUCCACGAGGGCGGUGCCCACAUCUAUGUCUGCGGGGAUGCUCGGAACAUGGCGAGGGACGUGCAGAACACCUUCUACGACAUUGUGGCCGAGCUGGGGUCCAUGGAGCACACCCAGGCCGUGGACUACAUCAAGAAGCUUAUGACCAAGGGCCGCUACUCCCUGGAUGUGUGGAGCUAGGAGCGGCCCAGCCCUGCCCUCGUGCCCUGCAGACUUGCUUCCCCAUAUAAUCACCUCCCUCCCUCUUCUGCUAGUCUCCUGGGUGGGUUCUGCUGGGCCUUGUCACAGGAGGCAGACCCAGUGACAAAGACUGCUCUAGGUCUGAGAUGUGCCCUCCAGAGGCCCCGGCCACAGGGCACAUAGCUAGGCGUGACCGGGCCCACACUUUGUGAACACCUCAGGCCCCCAGUGGCUGUACAGAAGGGGCCUUUCUCUCAGCUGAGCAGGAGCUUGGCCCCUCACAUGAUUUUCAAUGAGUGUAAAUAAUUUUAACAUCUGGUCCUUGGAAUAAAGUUGUUUUCUGUA
Hipposideros armiger (great roundleaf bat) is the source of this 2187-nucleotide messenger RNA. It is a transcript of the gene POR, whose product is annotated as cytochrome p450 oxidoreductase. The transcript is spliced from 14 exons. The coding region runs from base 16 to 1842 and encodes 608 amino acids. Gene Ontology annotation, cellular component: cytosol. NCBI's taxonomy places the organism in Eukaryota, Metazoa, Chordata, Mammalia, Chiroptera, Hipposideridae. The record is from RefSeq and is a predicted model, not a curated record. Gene Ontology annotation, molecular function: FMN binding; NADPH-hemoprotein reductase activity; flavin adenine dinucleotide binding. Gene Ontology annotation, biological process: response to hormone.